AUGAAAGAAUUUGGUCCUGGGUCCCACAGAGCUGAUUCGAUCAGUCACUUUAUUCGCCAUAGACAAGGAGUUUACCACCGAAGUCCUAAAGACGAACCGUCUUUAAAAGUUGCACACGAGUACACGUUGGACAGAAAAAUUAAUGCCGAAGCGCGGAAAAUAGAUGAGGAAAACUUGCUCAAAAAGGAUUACUUAUUUAUAACCGAUUAUUCCAAUUACUUUGGAGUAAUGCUAUGUCCCGCAGAAGGAGAAUGGCUUCUCUGGAAUUUUUUCAAGCAACCAAAGCCAUCUCUCAAUAGCGUCAUCAAAUUCUACAACAAACUUCAUGAACUUGUUGUCUCUGCUCGUUUUCAUGCAUCUCGUUGCAAUGAAAAAUAUUUCACCGAAUAGAAGAUAAAUAACCAAA
Molecule: messenger RNA, 406 nt
Organism: Styela clava
Lineage: Eukaryota; Metazoa; Chordata; Ascidiacea; Stolidobranchia; Styelidae
Source: RefSeq, a predicted model, not a curated record